Messenger RNA from Eruca vesicaria subsp. sativa (arugula), 1867 nucleotides. Lineage: Eukaryota; Viridiplantae; Streptophyta; Magnoliopsida; Brassicales; Brassicaceae. The record is from the annotation of a GenBank genome assembly.
AGAAAAAUGAAAGUGGGCCCCACAAAAGCGGCCUAAUAUACACAUACCGCACAAAUACUCAAGACACGAGGAGCUUUGAAUCCAUCCAUCUUUCUCUAUCGCUUAACUUGGCAAUGUGAAGCUGAGAAGAUAUAGAUUCGCACCUCAGUAAAGAUCCCAAACUUACCGUUUCGUCUUCUUUUUAUUUUGUCCCGACAAUAAGCUCACAGAGAAACGCGUUUGAAGUGAUCUGGUGUUACACUCUCUACCACAGGGUUUAGAGAUCACAUAGAGAAACUGAACUGUUUGAAGAGAUGGGGAAAAAAGCAAAAUGGUUUUCUAGCGUUAAGAAAGCCUUCAGCCCUGAUUCCAAGAAGUCAAAACACAAAUCGCCCGAGACCCCCAAUGGUGUGAUCUCUAACGCGAGGGGAGUUUCCUGUCCCCAUCCUCCUCUUCCUCCUCUUGAGGUGAGAGUAGCUGAAGUCAUUGUUGAACGGAACAGAGAACUUUCCCCUCCUCCUUCGACAGAUGCUACGACGUCGUCUGAUAUUCCUGUAGUAGUAGUCCCUUCUUCUUCUUCAUCUGCUCCUCCUGAGGUGGUUCGUCGUCGUCCUACAGCUACUCGGUUUCUUGGGAAGUCAAACGAAGAAGCUGCUGCAAUCCUGAUUCAGACUGUCUUUAGAGGCUAUUUGGCGAGAAGAGCAAUGCGGGCAAUGAGGGGUUUGGUCAGGCUUAAGUUAUUGAUGGAAGGAUCUGUUGUUAAACGUCAAGCUGCAAAUACUCUAAAAUGUAUGCAGACACUCUCUCGUGUACAGUCUCAAAUCCGAGCUAGGAGAAUCAGGAUGUCCGAAGAGAACCAGGCUCGCCAGAAACAACUCCUUCAGAAACAUGCCAAAGAGCUUGCUGCUGGCUUGAAGAAUGGGGAUAACUGGGAUGAUAGCAGUCAGUCAAAGGAAAAAGUUGAAGCGAAAUUGCUGAGCAAGUACGAGGCAACGAUGAGAAGAGAAAGAGCAUUGGCUUAUGCAUACACUCAUCAGCAAAACUGGAAGAACAAUUCAAAAUCUGGAAACCCUAUGUUCAUGGAUCCGAGCAAUCCUACAUGGGGUUGGAGCUGGUUAGAGAGAUGGAUGGCUGGUCGUCCAUUAGACAACAGUUCGGAGAAAGAACAAAACAACGACAAUGCUGCCUCGGUCAAGAGCGCCACAAAACCUGUAACCCGCAAUAACUCAACACAACCAAACACACCAUCAUCCGCAAGAGGUGGUACUCCAAGAAAAAAAAACAGUUUCUUCUCUCCUCCAACUCCCUCAAGACUAAACCAAUCCUCCAGAAAAUCUAACGAUGAAGACGCCAAAAGCACAACAUCAAACCGUAGACACAGCAUCUCUGGUUCAUCAGUAAGAGAUGACGAGAGCCUUGCUGGCUCACAGACUCUCCCGAGCUAUAUGGUACCAACUAAAUCAGCUAGAGCCAGGGUGAAGCCGCAGAGCCCAUCACAGCUGGAGACUGAGAGCGAUGGAUUUGCUGACAAGGCAUCGGCUAAGAAACGCCUAUCUUAUUCGGCUUCACCUGCAUUGCCUAAACCAAGAAGGUUUUCAGCUCCUCCUAAGGUGGAGAGUGGCAGCGUUGCCGUGACCAAUGGAGUAGGAAGCUGAAGGUAUUUUUACUUUUUGAUUGUCCUCUUUAAUAUAUUUGUUACUACUUUAUGGAUCUGUACGAAAUGAGUUGUAUCAUGUUGGUUAUGAGUUCCCCCUUGUCAGUUCCUAAUUCAUUUGUGCAGCAGCGCCUGUCAUUUAUUUAUUUUACUACAAAAGUUUAUUAUUCGAACAAUGGUAAAUUCAUUUUUUGUUUGUUUGUUUAUUUGAAUAUUGAAGAGAUAUUAUUGGAA